AAUUCUAAUUACGAAUAAAAAUAUUAUGAGCGAAAAGAAGAAAAAUGGAAAAGACAUUGUACUGUUAUUACGGCAUAGAAUUAUUGUGAAAUUUACUUGGAAAGAAAAAUGCACGAAGUCUACAAAAUGAGAAAUAAAACAUGAAUUUUAUUAUUGUUAGUUGAUAUUUAAUAUAAUAAGACUCUAAUAUGACUUCUAAAACUGUAUGCAUUACUCAAGAAGGUCCAGCUAAUGCUUUAGCUCUUAAUAAAGAUAACAGUCAGGUUGUCAUAGCUGGACGUCAUGUAUUUAAAAUAUUUACACUACUGGAAGAUAGAUUUGAGGAAUCUUGUAAUUUGCGAGUUGGCAAAAAUUUAAAUUUGAAUUUUUCUUGUAAUGAUGUUGCAUGGAACCUUAUUGAUGAUCAUAUUCUGGCAACAGCUGCUACAAAUGGUGCAGUAGUUGUAUGGAAUUUAAAUAAAUCUUCAAGAUCAAAGCAAGAACAUGUUUUCAUUGAUCAUAAAAGAACUGUUAAUAAAGUUAGUUUUCAUAUGACAGAACCUAUGUGGCUAAUAUCCGGUUCACAGGAUGGAACUAUGAAAUGCUUUGAUUUACGUAUAAAGGAAGCUACCAAGACAUUUUAUAGUAAUACGGAGUCUGUACGAGAUGUUCAAUUUUGUCCUCAUCAACCACACACUUUCGCUGCUGUUUCUGAAAAUGGUCAUGUUCAACAGUGGGAUUUGCGGAAACAUGAUCGUUAUUUUCAACAUUUUACUGCACACAGUGGACCUAUAUUUGCUUGUGAUUGGCAUCCUGAAACUAACUGGCUAGCAACAGCAUCUAGAGAUAAAACUAUAAAGGUUUGGGAUUUAUCUGUAAAACCAAGUUGUGAUUAUACUAUACACACAAUAGCUUCAGUAGGAAGAAUAAAAUGGAGACCACAGAGAAAAUAUCAUAUAGCAAGUUGUGCUUUGGUUGUAGAUUGUAGUAUAAAUGUAUGGGACAUUCAACGACCAUAUAUUCCAUUUGCUAGUUUUAAUGAACAUAAGGAUGUUCCUACUGGUGUAGCAUGGAGAGGAAAUCCGCAAUCGUUCCUGUCAACAAGCAGGGAUUGCACUUUAUAUCAUCAUAUAUUUAAGGAUGCUAUUAGACCAGCUAGUAAAGCGAAUCCACAAGGCAUUGCUUUAAGUCCCAUCGGAGAUAUUGCUUAUGCUUGCAAAGUAAAUAUAAAUAUGCCAACUACAGUAAAACAAUUAACUAACAUAAUGAGAAAAACACCAGUAACAAAUGAUACAUUUUGUAUGGCUUCAAGUGUAAUGCAUAGAUUUGUUGUAAAUAUACCGCGUGAUCCAACUUGGUUUAAAAUAUGUGCUGAAGGUUACAUACUUACUGGAAAAUUGAAAGAUAUUUGUGAUCAUAAUGCUGCUGUUGCUAGUAAUGCAGGUAGAAAUGAUGUAAGCAUUGUUUGGAAUAUAAUAAAAACAUUAUAUACAAAUCCAUUAGGUGCAAUUUUAAAGACUCCACCAACUGUUUCCAAGGAGGACAUAGUAAAUACUCUAAAUUUAGCACAAAUGGUAAAAGUACCUGCUAUUGACCAGUCAAAUCCAGGACAUGAAAAUGAUCUAAAAUCUUUACAAGGAGAAGCACCUACUAGUGCAACGAGCGGUGGUGACGAUGAAACUGAAACUGAUGAUACACCAGAAAAUCUAAACUUCAUAAGUAGCAUAUUACCUAGUUACAGGAAGUCCUUUAUGGGACAUAAAGGUCAACCUAAAGGAGAUUUUCUAUUUGGCGAUAGUGAAUUUGAACCAAUUAGUACAGACUAUAGUUCUGGAUAUAUGCAAAAUAUGAUAAAUGAUGAUAGUGACUGGACUUUGCCUAAGGAAGCAUUUCCUUUACGGCAUGAAAUAAAAGAUCGAUCUCCGCCACCAGAACAGUUUCCUAAUCAUUCCCCAGAUAUCAAUGAUGAUUCUGUUUCUGUAAUGGUUGAUGAUCAGCCAUGUCAAUUAAUAGUAACAGCUAUACCUAAACCAUUAUUCUGGGAUCCUACACAUUUGAUUGAAGAAGCACUAAAACAUCAUGCAGCACUUAGGGAUAUUCAAACUUCAGCAUCUGUUCUUAUCGCUUUGGGUGAAAAAAGAAAAGGUCUAAAUAUCGAAAUACCAAUUCAGGAACAUUGGUUAUUAGAAUACAUAGACUUAUUGGGAAGGUUUAAACUUUGGAAUGUGACUACACAGAUAAUACAGUUGGCAUGGAUUCCAUCUAUUGCACAACUAAAUCAACAAUCAACAACUAUACAUGCAUGCUGUUUAGCAUGCACAAAACCUUUACAAAGAGCAGCAUGGUUGUGUGAUCGUUGUCAUACAUCGAAACACGCUCUUUGUUCUAUUUGUCAUCAGAUUGUCCGUGGACUAUAUGCAUGGUGCCAAGGUUGCACACAUGGAGGACAUGUAAUACAUUUAAAGGAAUGGUUUCGUUGUAAUCGUCAAUGUCCUACUGGUUGUGGUCAUGUUUGUGAAUAUAUUUAAAUGUCAUAACCAGGGAUUAAGGUAUCAAAUGUAAUAAUAAAGAGUAUGUAAAAGUAAGGCAAUAUAUUAUACACAAUAUUGGCAUGAAUACACGUUCUUGUGCAUAAAUUUUUAAAUAAUUAACUAUUAAUGGUCAAAAAUAAAUAACAAAGAUUGUAUAAUUCUUUAUCAUGUACAUGAGAGAAUGAUGUGAUUUUAUUUUUUUUAUCAUACAAAAUAAUUUAAUGAAUAAAAUGUUUUAACUACAUAUAAAUAUAUCCAGUAAUUUCUCUUUACGAUAUGGAUUUUCAUUGGCAGGAAUUAAUUUCAUGUAACAUAGCAUAAAAAUUUUGUUCUCAUAAUUUUCUUACAAUUCCGCAUAAUUAUCUCUAUCGUAAAAACAUUAAUAUAUCUAUUUAUUAUCUCUAAAAGCAUAUAGCUCAUGGAGGUAGCUCCUCCUUAGGACUCACCAAUUGCUUUGUAGACAGGAUCAUGAUAUUAUCUUCCAACUUCAUGCGUUGUUCAAUCUGUCGUUGAUGUUGUAAGGUACAUUAAAAUCAAAUUUCUUUAUGUAAAUUUAAUGACAUUUUGACAUUGAUUUUUUUAUAAAAAUGAGAUGUAUUAUUUGCAAAAUUCUGUAACUUGUAUAUUAUUUGAAAUAUAUACUUCUUAUAAGAAA
Molecule: messenger RNA, 3165 nt
Organism: Vespa mandarinia (Asian giant hornet)
Lineage: Eukaryota; Metazoa; Arthropoda; Insecta; Hymenoptera; Vespidae
Gene: Wdr24
Product: WD repeat domain 24
Biological process (GO): positive regulation of TORC1 signaling; positive regulation of macroautophagy; cellular response to amino acid starvation
Cellular component (GO): GATOR2 complex; vacuolar membrane; cytosol
Molecular function (GO): protein binding
Source: RefSeq, a predicted model, not a curated record